Monascus purpureus is the source of this 1491-nucleotide messenger RNA. The record is from the annotation of a GenBank genome assembly. NCBI's taxonomy places the organism in Eukaryota, Fungi, Ascomycota, Eurotiomycetes, Eurotiales, Aspergillaceae.
AUGGCGCCAAAACAAAAGGCCCAGAAGAUGUCCAUAGGGACCUUCUUGGCCGAUGAGAACUUGGGCUCAUGGGCCGACGAAAUGGAGGAUAUGCCAUUGCCUGCACCUCCCUCCCAGACUAGCUAUGGAGGGGACCGUCGCAUCCCCGGUGCGACGGCAACGGGAUUCAAUGGCUAUCCUGACCGUGGCGGACUUGCGACUAGGGAACCGCUCCCUCUUCCGACUCAGCCCCCCUACACUGCCCACAUUGGGAAUUUGUCAUUUGAUGCAACCCAGAAUGAUAUCUCUGACCUGUUUGCCUCCUGUGGUGUGACAAAUGUGCGUAUUGUGGAGGAUAAGUUAACUAAGACCCCCAAGGGCUUCGGAUAUGUGGAGUUUGCUACCGUUGACGGACUGAAAAAAGCACUAGACCUGUCUGGUGCUACUCUUCAAGGGAGAUCCAUCAGAAUCAGCGUUGCCGAUCCUCCCAAGGACCGCGCGGAUGCCAAAGAAUUCGAUUGGACUCGCAAGGGACCACUUCCAGACUUGGCCCAACGCCGUGUACCUGAACGUUCCACAUUCGGGCGCAAUUUCGAUAAUGUCUCAGAAGCUGGUAGCGACCGCGGCGGACGCCGUAACUUCGAAUCGGACGGGAAAGUCCGAGACUUCGGCAAUUGGGAACGGAAGGGCCCUCUUUCUCCGGUGGGUGGUCCGGUCAGGGAAGGUGGACGUUCACGCAACAAUGAGGGCUCUGGAUUCAGGAGGAACUCCCCUGCUUGGGGCGAGGGACGCUCGCAGGAUGGCUCACGCCCUCCGCGCCGGGAGUUCCACGAGCGGGCUCCUACCGCAGCCGAGCUGGACACUGAGUGGAGAGCAAGGAUGCGCCCUGACCAGCCGGCUGCUAAGGAACAACCUAGCACCCCUACUUCACCUGUCGCUGCUCCCGCUGCCCCCGCUGCCCCUGCUCCAGCUACUCGACCGAAAUUGAACCUACAGAAGCGGACCGUAACCGAAUCCCCAGCAGCGCCUAUCGCCGGUGAGUCGAAGGCAAGUCCUUUUGGCGGCGCACGGCCCAUAGAUACUGCUGCUAGGGAAAGGGAGAUUGAGGAGAAGCGCCAAUUAGCUAUUCGUCAAAAGAAGGAAGUGGAGGAGAAGGCAAAAGCCGAGAAGGCUGAGAAGCAGCGACUUGCCAAAGAGCAGGCCAGGGCUGAGAGAGCUACGACUGCAGACCCCAAUGGAAGGGAUGUUAGUGAGACACCCCAAGGAGGGAAGAACUUUGAUAUUCUCCGGCAGGCCGGUGACGACGAGAACGAAGAAACUGCCGACAAUGAGGCGGAAGCUGCCCCGGAGAAAGCCCAGGAGUCGAAGCAGGCAGCCGACGUUCCCGCCAGCAAGGCGAACGGCAGCUGGAGGAAGGCCCCAGUUCAGGCCGCAGAGGCAGCUGAUGAGGAGGGCUGGAGCACGGUGGGCUCGAAACAGCGCAACAACCGCCGCGGCCGUGCAGUCGCCUAG